This is a messenger RNA of Blepharisma stoltei, 1063 nucleotides long. NCBI's taxonomy places the organism in Eukaryota, Ciliophora, Heterotrichea, Heterotrichida, Blepharismidae. The record is from the annotation of a GenBank genome assembly.
AUGGAAGAAGAAAAAUUCGAUGGACUUCUAAUGACUGUGGUUCAGCAAUCACAAGGCAUUAACGGUUUUUUCGAUGCAUUUUUCGGCUUCCUUCGACGAAAAACCGAUUUCUAUGCCCAGCCAGAAUCAGGUAAACAAUUGCUUGACAAAUCUUUUAAUUCCCAACUUGAAGCUUACAAAGAGCAGCAAAGAAUUAAAGAAGCCAAACAAAAAGCAGCUGAGGAAAAGAAAAAGAGAGAGCAAGAGCUUAAGAACCAAAAAGUCGUUGAAAUUACUGACGAAGAAGCAGAAAGAAUCGCAAAAGAAGAAUCUGCUAGAAAAGCAGCGCAAGCAGCACCAUCUCAGCAGGUACAAAAACAGGCAGAAACUGUAGAAGCGGAACCCAAAAAAGAAGGUGAAGAAGAGGAAGAAGAAAAAGGCCAAGUUCCUGUUGGAAAUGGAGGGACUACAGAUAGGUAUAUUUGGACUCAGACAUUAGGAGAGCUUACAGCCAAUUUCUUCAUCCCAGCUGAUGCUAAUGGGAAAAAUAUAUAGUACAUCGGCAAGCAAAACAGCAUAUUUUUUAAUUAAUUUUGGAUUGCUAUACAAAAUUAAACUUUUAAUGCCAAUAGAAUUUAAUAUUAAGCCUCAAUAAGAAAAAAAAUAAAUCCUUAUAAAAGUCGACAUUGGGGUACAAAAACUUAAGGUCACAUAUAAAGGCCAAACCUACAUAGAAGGUGAAUUUUAUAGUAAAGUGAAGCCAGAUGAGCACUUAUGGACAAUCGAUACAAUUGAUAACAGAAAAGUGCUUAUUUUGACCAUUGACAAAUUUGAAGGGAUGACAUGGUGGAAAACUGUACUAAAAGGUGACACAGAAAUCAAUACCAAAAAGGUGGAGCCUGAAAACUCAAAACUCUCAGAUCUAGAUGAAGAAACAAGACCUACAGUCGAAAAAAUGAUGAUCGACCAACAAAGAAAAGCUAUGGGGCUGCCUACGCUAGAAGAAGAAGGUAAACAAGACAUGCUUAAGAAGUUUAUGGCUGCACAUCCAGAAAUGGACUUUUCUAAGUGCAAAUUCAACUAA